Synchiropus splendidus (mandarinfish) is the source of this 877-nucleotide messenger RNA. It is a transcript of the gene mrpl11, whose product is annotated as mitochondrial ribosomal protein L11. Gene Ontology annotation, cellular component: mitochondrial large ribosomal subunit; ribosome. Lineage: Eukaryota; Metazoa; Chordata; Actinopteri; Syngnathiformes; Callionymidae. Gene Ontology annotation, biological process: translation. The coding region runs from base 159 to 740 and encodes 193 amino acids. The record is from RefSeq and is a predicted model, not a curated record. Gene Ontology annotation, molecular function: large ribosomal subunit rRNA binding; structural constituent of ribosome. The transcript has 6 exons.
UAAUGAAUUGGUGAUAAAAUGUAAUGGGUUUUAACAUGGGGAGUGUCAUUUUUGCAUCCUCUCACUGGAGUUUAUGUAGCUCUGCGUGUCAUCAUGACAAGUGUAUGGAUUGAGCGUUUACUUUGGAACGGAUUCAAGCGCUCCUGAGAAAGACCAAGAUGUCAAAGAUAUCCAAGGCAGCCAAGGCUGUAAAAAAAGUGGACGUGAAUAAUGUAAUCCGGGCCAUCGUGAGGUCAGGACAAGCAGCCCCAGGACCCCCGCUGGGUCCCAUCCUUGGCCAGAGAGGAAUCCCCAUCGGGCAGUUCUGCAAGGACUUCAACGAAAGAACCAAAGAAAUUAAGGAGGGCAUCCCACUCCCAGUCAAGAUCCAUGUGAAGCCCGACAGAACCUAUGACCUGCAGAUUGGACAGCCCACGGUGUCUUACUUCCUCAAGCAAGCAGCGGGCAUCGCCAAAGGUGCAGCCAAGACAGGUCACGAGACAGCGGGGAAGGUGUCGGUGCGGGCGGUGUAUGAGAUCGCUCAGGUCAAAGCUCAGGACGAGUGCUUCAAAAUUAGGAACACUUCCCUGCAAAACAUUGUGAAAAGCAUCAUUGGCUCUGCGCGCUCACUGGGCAUCCAGAUCGUCCCUGACCUCUCUGCCGACGAGUAUCGAGAGUUCUUGUUACGCCGAGAGGAGAAGCUGAAGGCCGACGCCGAAGCAGCCGCUGCCGCCGAAGCUGCGGCGACCAAGAAGAAAUAAAGACCUGCGACUCCUCACUGCUACUUUUGUCAAUGAUUUUAUAUUCACCCGAAUCAUGUUCAGUUCUGAUGUGUGUAUGGGAUAUAAAUAAACAUCUGUUCAUUAAAAACAGCUGUCUUUUAUUCAUUUGUAGCCGG